AUGGUUACUUUGGAGGAGGCUCAUUUAAUUGUAAAGAGAUGUUCUGAUGAAAUACGAAGUCGAGGUUUACAUGAAGUCGACAUCUUCAAGCCAAUUCGCAUUGGUGACAGCGUGGAUGAGGUCCGAGAUCUCAUAAGCUGCCUGUUAUGCGACAGUCGAACGGAAUAUGAAGAUAAAAUCGGAUCUCAAAAUAUUCACGUCGUAGUUUCGGCAAUGAAAUGGGCCCUUAGGCAUUGCAAUACGAUACUAGUUCCUUACGAAUAUUAUGAUGAAUUUGUCAGAUACGAACAAGAAUGGGAUUAUGAUCCAAGCAAAGGUUCUUUUAAUAAAUUUUUAAAUUAUUUACCAAAACAAAAUCAAGUCAUAUUAUGUGAUAUAUUUGAUAUUUGCGCCCAAGUAACGGCGGAAUCUCAUAUAAAUAAAAUGUCUGCUGAAAGGCUUGUAAAGACAAUAGCACUUUGCAUCCUUGGUGAUCAAGAUAAAAGUUUACUAAGUUUUGGUUCUGCCUAUGAUGAAUGGGCGAAAUGUUCCGCGGCGUGUCAUCAUUUAUUCUUAGCUUAUUUACGAGAGAAAUCUGUUUCAACUGAAUUGAAUCCUCGAUUAACUGUAUUACUGGAUAAUUAUGUGGAGUAUAGAAAGAAAUCCGUUACAUCUGCCUACUUUCAAAUGCCUUUACCCGAAAAUACUACAAUAGCUGAAUUGGAUGGUACACCUAAACAAAUUAAUAGGCCUCGUAAACGUUCGAUCGUGACAUUUGCCGAGACAACCGAAAUAACUGAAAAAGUCAAAACGACGAUGACCUCUUCAAAUGCAAGGCCAAUAAGUAUUUUAAGAGUGACCCGACAAGUUCCAACGACAAAAUCUGAAACCAAGAGACAAACGAGAAAUUUUACAACCUUAUUACCUGACAUUAUGGACGGUAUGAAACGUAAAACAAUAGUUCGUCCAAGUACCAUGAUGACCGUGAAAGAAAAACAAACGGCUGAAGAAAUGUGGAGCGAAUUUCAAAAAAAUGGAAUUACCGCAAUGUCUGAUGAAUUCUUGAAGUUAUUCUUUUCACUUGACGACAGAUCCGCGGGAGACACAAAUAGCAACAUAAGUGAAAAACAAUGGAGUCAAUUCUCAAGAAAAGGUUUCAAGAGUGUUUACGUAGAACCAUUACCUAAAGAUAAUGUUUCUGAACGCGGGUCAAGUGAGACAAUGAAAGAGCAAAGUUCUAAUCAAGAAAUCUCUUUAUCAAGAAAUGAUUCUGGUGUCUCUGGUGUCACAUUGCGUCAAACUGUUGUAUGGGAUGAUUUCUCAAAGAAAGGUUUCCGAAAUUCCGAUGGUAAUAUGUCAACUACUUUAACAAUCAAUUCAAUUACCCAAAGCGAAAAAGAGAAUCUGGAGAAGGAAAAAACGAUAGGAAAAGUUAUCAUUCCUUCCGCUGAAAGUAAUUCAAGAAAGAAUAGUAAAAGUCGAAAGAAAAUGGUUAAAUUCCGUUCUUUGAAACCUCGAAGGGCCAGAUCUUUUGAAUCAACUCCUAGGGAAAUUGAGUUUGACAAUGCGGAAGAAGAUUGGGAGGAUUGGGAUAUCAUUGAUCGCGCACUUGAUUUACCCGUCACAACUCAUUUAGCCAUUGAAACCAUCGAUGAAAUUUUCCCUUAUGUUUGGAUGGAAACUACAGCCGCAGAACAGGGAGAUAAAUGGGGUGAAUGGGUAUUCAUUGAACCGAGAAAAGGGUUGAUAAAUGAAUGCGAAUGGGUUAUGAUCGAAGAAAAAUCUCAAGUAUUCUCCGAAUGGGAAACAACAAAAACGUAUACACGAAGGAGAAAGAUGAGUGCUUUUAGUACUUUCAGUACAUUCAGUAUCCCAUGGGUCAGAGGUUGUUCAAAAUCAAGACCCGUUAGCAAAAUGACCUCAAGAAUGUCUAAAUUUUCCUGCGCUUCAAGUGUAAUGCCAGCUCUUCCGGCCGUUUGGGCAAUGUUCGAUCGUUCAAGACCUGAUGACAACUUAGUUACAACGAAUUAUAAAUUCAAAAAUAAACCAACAAAUCCAAAAGCUUUUGCGUAUCAAGCAGCACAACUUCGAGAGUCAAUCAUGCAAACCGGAUUUGAUGAUGGCGCUAAAACGAUGUCAAUGUUGCAAUACGAGAGCGAAGAACAAUAUGUUGAGGGUCAAUAUUAUGAUCAAUAUGAUGAAUACGAGGAUGAUUACGAUUAUGAAAAUGAUCCAACAGGAGAAAAUGGAUAUAAUACGGAUCCAGGUUAUUAUGGACAAUAUAAUGAAUAUCAAGAAGAAUAUUGGGAAGGGGAAGAGGAUAAUUAUUAUAAUGACCAAGAAUAUAAUGAUCAAGAAUACGACGAUCAAGAAUACAAUGAUCAAGAAGAAUACAAUGAUCAAGAUUAUAAUGAUCAAGAAUAUAAUGAAAAAGGUGAUUAUAAUUAUGACCAAGAAGGAUAUUAUACUGAAGAAGUCGAAGAACAAUAUUCAGCUCCAACUCCAGGAAGCUUUGUAGCGCAACGUCAAAUGAUGCUACAAGGAGAAAUUCCAGCCAUACCAAAGAAAAAGAGUAAUUUUUACGGACUUUCUUAUGAAAAUAAUUACAAAAACAGUAAAUUAUUUCCCAUGCAAGCAGCAGAACCGUUAGGAGUUAGACUUGCAGCAUAG
Molecule: messenger RNA, 2649 nt
Organism: Funneliformis mosseae
Lineage: Eukaryota; Fungi; Glomeromycota; Glomeromycetes; Glomerales; Glomeraceae
Source: the annotation of a GenBank genome assembly